UUACAGAACCGGAAGUCGCGUAUAGACCUCUUUCCUCUUGUGGCCAUCGCUGGAUCGCAGCCGCCAAAAUGAAGUUCAAUCCCUUUGUGACUUCUGACCGGAGCAAGAACCGCAAACGGCAUUUCAAUGCACCUUCUCACAUUCGGAGGAAGAUCAUGUCUUCCCCCCUUUCCAAAGAGCUGAGACAGAAGUACAAUGUUCGCUCGAUGCCCAUUCGAAAGGAUGACGAGGUUCAGGUUGUCCGGGGACACUACAAAGGCCAGCAGAUUGGCAAAGUGGUCCAAGUGUACAGGAAGAAAUACGUCAUCUACAUUGAACGGGUGCAGCGAGAAAAGGCUAAUGGCACAACUGUCCACGUGGGCAUCCACCCCAGCAAGGUGGUGAUCACCCGGUUAAAGCUGGACAAAGACCGAAAGAAGAUCCUGGAAAGGAAAGCCAAGUCUCGGCAAGUAGGAAAGGAGAAGGGCAAAUACAAGGAAGAAACGAUUGAGAAGAUGCAGGAGUAGGGGCGUCUCAUACAGUUUUCAUUAAAGACUGCUUGAG
This is a messenger RNA of Chionomys nivalis (European snow vole), 543 nucleotides long. It is a transcript of the gene Rpl26, whose product is annotated as ribosomal protein L26. Gene Ontology annotation, molecular function: RNA binding; structural constituent of ribosome. Gene Ontology annotation, biological process: cytoplasmic translation; ribosomal large subunit biogenesis. NCBI's taxonomy places the organism in Eukaryota, Metazoa, Chordata, Mammalia, Rodentia, Cricetidae. The transcript has 4 exons. The coding region runs from base 69 to 506 and encodes 145 amino acids. Gene Ontology annotation, cellular component: cytosolic large ribosomal subunit; ribosome. The record is from RefSeq and is a predicted model, not a curated record.